Molecule: messenger RNA, 3915 nt
Organism: Hirsutella rhossiliensis
Lineage: Eukaryota; Fungi; Ascomycota; Sordariomycetes; Hypocreales; Ophiocordycipitaceae
Product: rhoGAP domain-containing protein
Exons: 4
Coding region: 1-3915 (1304 amino acids)
Biological process (GO): signal transduction
Source: RefSeq, a predicted model, not a curated record
AUGGGUCGAACAAGGCGGCUGUCGGCUUCCAAGUCUUCGCAGCACCUGCGCCCCCCUCGUGCGGCUCCGCAUCAUAGGUUGCCCACGUCGGCGAGCUCCGUUUCCCUUCCGUUUCCGCACAGCGCGAGCGUACACAGUCUGUUGGCCGCGCCCUCGCAGGUGCGCAGCAGCGGGACGUGGACGACGAGCAGCGGCGAGCUCGGUCUCUUGAGCGACACGGACGAGGUGGAGGACCGGGCAAUCUUUGUCCACGAGUACAACCGGCUGGCGAGAAAGCAUGGCGUGAGGCUAUUGAUUGUCGACGACUUCGAGGCCGAGCAGCGGGUUGACGCUGUGCGAAGCCCCGAGAAGAGAGGCUGGCUUCAUCGACUCCUCCGAUCUAGUCCUCAUCAUGAUCAUCCCCCCCCCCCAGGGCCGCCCCCCCCUCGCCAGCUUCAGCCACGGCAUCGACGCAGCGUCUCAGAUCUCGCUCACAUUAUCCGUUCUCGCCGCGAGCCCCCGAGAGUCAUUUGUAUACAGGAAAUGGUGCGGUUGAGCGGCAAAAGCAUGAUGUAUUUGCCCCAGGACUAUUCCCCCUGCUCACUAGUCUUGCCGACCUGUCUCCGCGCGACCGCACAAUAUCUCGCCCAGAAUGCAGCCACACGUGGGGUUUUUCGAGUCUCUGGGUCUGUGAGGACUGUUUCUGCUCUAUUCGACUACUAUUGUCGCCUGGAAUCCGGUGGUGACGACAUUGCCGGGACGGUUCGCUGCGCCAACCUUCCGCUGUACAUCUCGUACUCUGUCCACGACGUGGCGUCUACUUUCAAGAGGCUGCUGUCUGUUCUUCCCGGAGGGAUCCUUGGGUCUCUUGCCCUUUUCGACGCUCUGGUUGCCAUUCACUCCCAACUCAACGGAGAACCCGAGUUUCCGCGAACCAAGCAGACCAAAGUUCGCGCAAGACUCAUCGCCCUGGCCAUUGGCACCAUCAAGUCUCAGUUCCGCCGAGAGCUCGUUUGCGCCGUCGUCGGCCUCUUGAGCUUGAUCGGUCGAGUCGCAGAGGUGACACCGCGCGAGGACGCGGACGGGAGACCGCUCCCGACAGCAGACUUGAUGGGCUACCAUGCCCUGGGGAUCGUAUUUGGCCCGCUUUUGAUGGGGGACUUGCUGGAUCAGUACACGAUGAAGCUGGCGGCCCCGACGGCGGGAAUGCUUCUGCUUCCUUUGAGCCCCCACAGACUUCUCCGCGGGCGCAAGACCAAGGCAGAAAACGAAGAGUCCGGGCCGCCGACCGUCAACAAGAUUCUGGUGGCCAAUGGGAUCGCCGAGAUGCUCAUCGCCAACUGGCGCGACGUCGUUCGCCAGAUGAAGUCACUCGGCACUCACCACCGGAGAGACGUGUCUCUUGUCAACCUCAACAACCCCUCGCUGCGCCCAUCCGCCUCGCAGGCCUUUACCAUCAAGAUGCCGCAAGACAUGGAUGCGCCGAAAGAUGACCAGGCUAAGCGCCACAGCACCCCGGAGCCGGACACGCCGACGGCUGGGCUGAGGAGACGGCGACCAAGAUCGCUCGUGCACGCGGCCUCCCACAAACUACUGCCGAAGAUGAGUGUCAAGACAUUGAGCCCGACCAAGGAAGAGAGCUUGACGGACGACGAAGGGGUGACCGCCCACAAAGGCGCCUUUCCGCAAGGCAAAGAAGAAGCCGCAGUCGGACGAUCCAGCCAGUCGCCCAAGCCGACCGUGACCUUGACGAUCCCCGAGGACGAGGAUGCACGAGGAAUGAAUCAUGGAGAAUUUGUAGCCAUUUCCAACAUUACACCACCAGCAGUCGAUAACCAGGAGCAACCUUUGCAGCAGCCGAAGGCGACGUCUCAGAGCAAUCCGCGAGUACACCUCGACACUGUCCCGCCACGAAUAUCCUCUAGAUCGCGACACGAACACGACAGCUCAGAGACGGCGCAGAAAAUCAUGUCUUACUCAGGGGGAGGAUUUACUGAACUGCUGUCUCCUGACCCCCUUGAGGGCAGGAUUGGGAGAAUGCAGGGACGGUUUCGCAAAGCUCGGUCAUCGAACAAUGUCGGCUCUUAUGAUGGUUCUGACGACUCUGCGGGUCCGUCAUACUGUCCGCGCAAUGACAAGAAGGAGAAUCAGACUGAAUUCAUGAGUCCGAGGGAGAAGCGCAUUUCUCGACUUUGCAACGCGCACUCACCGCACGGACAUGGUUCGGCGGACUUCGGGCGUAACGCAGUCUUGCCCGGAUCAGAGGCGUCGGAAAUAAGUGUAAAGGGCAACGAAACGCAGCUCCGGCCUGCUGGGAAGAGUCUGGAUGAUGUCGGACGAAUCGCGCCCAACAAUUCAACUUGGACGCCCCGGAAUAACGUCGAUGGGAGACGAAGCACAGAGCACGCCCAGAGAGGCUCAAUUGGCAGCACGCCUAAGCUCUUAUAUCCUCGAGAAAGUGCGCAACAGAAUCGCCAGUGGAAACGGAGCAGCGAUCAAGACUCUGAAACUGCCGAUGGCGAUGCUGUGCCGCGCAGCCUGGACUUGGUCAAGUACGUGGAGCCAGGACAACAGGCCAAGCCUGACGGACAGCAUAAUCCGCCCCGGCAGGUCACAGCAUAUGAGAAGAGCCCAUCGAGCCGCCAGUCCCGAGCUUUCAGGUCUCCUGGCCCGUGGCGCGGCCCAAUCAAGCUCCAGGUGCAAUCGCCCAUGCAGUCCAGCAGCUCCGGAGCGCUCAGCAAACGAGGGUCUGUCAAGGCCAUUGCCGCACUGUUUAAGAGCCAAGGCUCGGCUGAAGACAGGCCAAUGUUGCCUGGCAAGGGUAAGUGCACCGAAGAGAACGCUUCGAGACAGGCGCCGGCGGCUGCCUCGCCUCGCAAGUGUGGUCAGCUCUCUAAGGCAGGGCUGGAAACGUCGCGUGACGACUCGGACAAGUCGCCAAGGUCUUGCAUCGGCAAAAAAGACGCUGCCAAGAAUUCUACCUCUGGAAAUAGCGACAGUGAUGUCGAGAUGGGAGAUGGACAAAGCACCUGUGCUGUUGACGGAGACGCCGUGGCGGCUCCUCGCGUCGGCGCCAGACGGUCAAUGCCCGCACUUCACCAGUCUGCGGAUGAAGGCCCCGUGCUUUGCGGGAGGCUCAAGCCCGUCCCGAGCCUGGGCACCAUGGUCCCCUACCGCGAGCAGCCCCCGAUUGCGCAACACCUCAACCUCGUGCGGCCGCUGUCGACGCCAGCCCCGGGCCGCUCAGGCAUCGACGGAGCGCCCACGACGUACUUUACGCCGCCCUCCAAGUUUGAGAGUCCCACGUCGAGCACAACUGUCUUGUACGCGCAGGUACAGAGCCUCCAACGAAGCCUGAGCGCCAAGGCGGACGAGGCGUCACAGCUGCGCAGGCAGCUCGAGGCGCAGGAUAGUGCAGAGGUGGGGACGCUGAGCGAGCAGUUGCGCACGGCGAGGAGGGACUUGUCCACGUGGCGCGAGAGGGCCGAGGCGGCGGAGAAGAGGAUCCAGGUGUUUGAGCGGUUCACAUCGCGCCUCAGGGGCAUCAAGGCGUCCAUGUCGAUGGCGCAGCAGAGACCUGCAGGGAACAAUGAAGACGGCGACAAUGGGAAACAACAGGAAGAUGGGCCAUUGCACAAGGCCUUGCCGAAGAAUCUGGACAAGAAGCCAAAGAGCGAGGGGAGCGACGACUCAGGCAAGACCGAGGAUGACGGUGUCGUCUCGGCCAGGAUACGGAGGUGUCUGCAUGGCCAUUCGUCACUCGCAGCGGCCCACGACGAGGGCUUGGAUGGAAGCCGACCCGGCGUGAGCGGAGUGGACGGGGCAUUAAGUCCCGUGAAGGAGCAUCAUCAGGCCCUAUUCAUGGACGGGGGGGCGGAUGAUGUGUGGGCGGCUGCGGAGGAGCUGCUGCGGAUGGAGGACAACGGGGUGCUCUAA